This is a messenger RNA of Pisolithus orientalis, 2229 nucleotides long. Its product is annotated as kinase-like domain-containing protein. Lineage: Eukaryota; Fungi; Basidiomycota; Agaricomycetes; Boletales; Pisolithaceae. Gene Ontology annotation, cellular component: cytoplasm; nucleus; centrosome. The coding region runs from base 1 to 2229 and encodes 742 amino acids. The record is from RefSeq and is a predicted model, not a curated record. Gene Ontology annotation, biological process: protein phosphorylation; chromosome segregation. The transcript has 12 exons. Gene Ontology annotation, molecular function: ATP binding; protein kinase activity.
AUGAGCAACUUUCUGGAACUAUAUGAGCCGCUCGACAUCAUUGGCAAUGGCUCAUUUGGAAUUAUUCGUAAAGUCAGGCGGAAAACAGACGGGACGAUAUUCGCUCGCAAGGAGCUCAAUUUUGAACGGAUGUCCGAACGGGAUAGGAAGCAGAUUGUAGCAGAAGUAAACAUCCUAAAAGACCUUGAUCACGAACAUAUUGUACGCUAUCAUGACCGACACGUCGACAGAGAAGCUGGCAUCCUAUAUAUCCUCAUGGAGUACUGCGGAGGUGGUGAUCUCUCCUCCAUCAUUAAACAAGCGCAGAAGCAUAAUAGGCUUGUUCCGGAGGACACUAUUUGGCACUAUUUCAUGCAGAUUUUACUUGCACUUCAACAUUGUCAUCAUCCACCAAACCAAGGCAGCGAUGAUCGGCGCCCACAGAUAUUACACCGGGAUUUAAAGCCGGAUAACGUCUUCCUGGAUGACUCCAAUAAUGUUAAACUAGGUGACUUUGGGUUAUCCAAGGCGCUCGCGCAGGCAAGCUUUGCAAAUACCUACGUCGGGACACCCUAUUACAUGUCACCUGAGUUAAUGCAGGAGAAAGCUUACGACUCCAAAUCGGAUAUCUGGUCUCUCGGGUGCCUCAUUUACGAACUUUGCGCGCUCAAACCCCCCUUUCACGAAGCGAAGACCCAUGCUGAACUCAGCAUAUUUAUCAGGAACGGACGCAUACCCCCAUUACCUAGAGGAUACAGCCAGGCGCUGUCUAGCGUAAUAAAAGCGAUGUUAAACUUGAACCCUGCAAUGAGACCAUCGGCGACGCAGCUGCUCCAGCACGAACGACUGGUACUGAUUUCCAAGGUUGUGGAAGCGGAAAAAAUGCUCGCGACGGUAAAAUCCCACAAAUCCGCCGUUGUCGCCAAAGAACGCGAUCUAUCUGCGCGCGAAGCCGCUCUCGCCGACCGCGAGGCGAGACUUACGACGCUUAUAGCUGAGAAGGAUGCUGAGAUCUUGCGUCUCCACCGAUUGAUUUCGACAGCCGAGUCACAGGUUGACGUACGAAUCCGCGAGGCUAUAGGGAAGCGUGAAGAGGAAUUGAGACUGGCGGUGAUCAAGCGCGAGCAAGAGGUCGCUGCGGCAAUGGCGAGGAGAGAGGAGGAAAUCCUGAACGCCGUCCGACAAAGAGAGCGAGAGAUAUUCGACGCGUGGAGUGCCAGAGAAGGGCAGAUCAGAUCAGAGGCGAACUCAGCAGUUGAAGAGAAGAUGAGGCAGAUAACGGCUAGAGAGGCGGAACUAGAGGCGGAGCAGACGAGGUUGGAUGCGGUGCAAGAGGACCUGGAGGCCAAAUUAACUGCCUUGUCAAACCAGGAAGCUCAAGGCCGGAAAGAGAAGACGCCCUUGGACGAAAUGAAGCAUCUGCUUGCUCCUCUGGUACAAAUUACCGAGGAACAUAGCAAGAUCCGAGAGAAGCGCCAAUCACGGGAUUGGACAAGCGUGGAGACGCCAAUUAGCCGUAACAGCGCUCGGCCUUCAGAAUGUAUGCCCUCAGCGAUGAAGGGUAUCAUCCUCACCCAGACCGGACAACCACUUGCAACACCCACUCCAACAGAACUUGCCAGCCUCUUCGUCAAUUCGCCCAAAGUUGGACUUGACUUCGCUAAAAUAUUCGAUUUCGAUUCCGAGGCUGAGGACGAUGGCGAGCAAGAGGAGGAAAUAUUGCCACCUUCUCCUUCGAAGCGCGAGGGACAUAGCUCCGAGUCAAGCCAUGCGUCAAGUUCGACGACGAGAGAGCCAUCACCUGUGUCUACAAUUGUCCCUCCCACGCGUUUGCGCAAACCAUCAAUCCGGACCUCGUGCAGGCCGCCGCUCCGUAAAACAUGCACCUUAUCUACAUCCUCGUCUGAUCUGACUGAAGUUAAUUUCUUGUCAGCAGGGUCUUCCACAUCGAGCAUCAAAACAGAUCACGGGGUUUCAUCAUCAAAACCGGCUCCAACAUAUGAUUUGUCUGACGAGGAGAAUUUGCCCAGUCCGUUCCUCAAGCGCGUCGAGAGGGAGCGUGUUGGAGUGUUUAAAGCAGGGACCGGGCGCCCAAAACGACCUAGCACGAAUAAUCUCUUGCGGGCCGUCGCAGCGGCUAACGCGGCAUCUGCGCGACCAGGGAGCGCAAGCAAGGGGUCGAUUAAGACAUCGGCAGUGGGCUCUCGGAAGGCUGCAGAGGAAGGUGCGAAGGCUCUCUCGCGGUCAUGA